Molecule: messenger RNA, 1479 nt
Organism: Aspergillus fumigatus Af293
Lineage: Eukaryota; Fungi; Ascomycota; Eurotiomycetes; Eurotiales; Aspergillaceae
Source: RefSeq, a predicted model, not a curated record
AUGGACGAGAAGCAGCCUGUCCCCACGGAGCUGGGAGUCAUGGGCGACACUACCCUAGAGCAAAAUGGAAUCAAGAUACAUCCUCAGCCGACUUCAGAUCCCUUGGACCCGCUGAACUGGUCAAGGCUUGAGAAGCAUACUAUCUUAGGAAUCGUCAUGUUCAAAUAUUUCCUCUUCACUUACAUCACAACGACAACAGUUCCUUCAUUCCCUGAGCUCCAGUCUCAGUUCAGUAUCAGUUACUCGGAAGUCAACUGGACCGUCGCAAUCCCUGCCCUUGGGCUUUCAGUAGGGCCCCUUUUUUGGACUUCGCUCGGCGAUAUAUACGGCCGUCGCACUAUUUUCAUCACUGGAACCGUCAUUGCUCUCGUGUCGACGAUUGGAGUAGCCGUGGCCGGGAGUUAUAGCGGAUAUAUGGCCGCUCGAUUCUUCCAGGGAUUCGGGGUUAGCCCAGCGGCGACGGUUGGGAUGGCGAUUGUCAAUGAUCUUUUCUUCGACUAUGAACGCGGACAGAAACUGGGCUUGUGGGUUCUGGCAAUUGACUCUGGACUAUUGCUGGGGCCAACCUUGAGCGCAGCAUGGAUCAACUGGUUCAACGCCAUUCUCUUCGCUGCCCUGCUGGUCCUCGAACUCUUUCUCAUGCCCGAAACCCUGUAUCCACGCACAAUCAUGCUCCAGCGCAUGCCGCGGGACGGCCAUAAACCCCCGGCCUCUUCAGAUAUCGAACAAAGCCCAACAGACGAGAAGACCGGGAGCAUGGCAACAGCAGCUAGGCCUGCCAUUCCAAGAACCAGAGAACUCGGCUUCUUCAAUGUCAGACCGGUUCCCGGCAUGCGGCAUCCCAAACCAUGGGACUCUGUCGUUCGCUUUGUCCUCACUUUCCGAUUUCCCGUCAUCGUUACCAGUGUUAUCGGAUACUGUUUCCUGUGGUACUGGUGGAUUUUGUCGGUCAUCACAAUGGUUCCUGCGGCCUACGCGUCCUACACCCCGUUGAUUCAGGGACUGCUGUUUCUCGGGUUGUUUCUGGGGACAGUGACCUCGGAGAUCUGUUGCUCGGGUAGACUGAGUGACUAUAUCGUUGACCGAUUGGCGAAGAGGAAUGGCAGCGUGCGCGUCGCGGAGAUGCGGUUGUGGCUGGCCUAUCCUGCAAUCCUCAUCACAGCCGUUGGACUUGUUGUCUGGGGUGUCAGUAUUGACAAGAAUUAUCAUUGGAUGGUUGGUCAAGUCGCGUUCUUCCUAUAUGGGAAACACCGUCACAAGCAGCUAUAUCAUCGACAGCUAUCCCCUUCAGUCAACGAGCAUAAUCAACUUCUAUGCCGUCUUCCUCAACUUGAGCGCCUUCAUCAACCCAUUCUUUAUUGCGCAAUGGCAGGCCACCGCAGGAUACACAUGGACGUUUGCCACGCAGGCUUUGAUUGUCGCGGUUGCUGGAACCGCUGUAUUUGCAUUCUUGCACUGGUUUGGGGCAUCGAUGCGUAA